This is a messenger RNA of Cryphonectria parasitica EP155, 1827 nucleotides long. Its product is annotated as DUF654-domain-containing protein. Gene Ontology annotation, cellular component: RQC complex. The annotation marks the transcript as partial. The record is from RefSeq and is a predicted model, not a curated record. The transcript has a single exon. NCBI's taxonomy places the organism in Eukaryota, Fungi, Ascomycota, Sordariomycetes, Diaporthales, Cryphonectriaceae. Gene Ontology annotation, biological process: rescue of stalled cytosolic ribosome; ribosome-associated ubiquitin-dependent protein catabolic process.
AUGUCGAGCCGGCAGCUGAAGAAGCUGCACAAGCAGCAGGAGCUCCUCCGGCUCCAGAACCUCGCUGCUGACGAAGAUGGCGCCUCAGAGGAAGAAGAGGUCACGCCACCCAAACCCAAGACGAGCGGCUUCGCCGGAUUCGCCGCCCUAGGAGGUGACCAAGACGAUGACGAUGAUCACGACGACGACGACGUGGACGACAAGCAGCAGGAAGCCGAGCCUGAACCUCAACCUGAAGCGAGUGCAGCGUCGCCGACGCCUGCGAAAAAGAACAAAAAGUCCAAGAAGAAGAAGAUGAAGAAGGCAAAGAAGGCUGCUGCUGGCGCUGCAGAAGACGCCGACCAUGUUCAAGAAAAGGACGCCGAACUAGACGACAUCGACAAGGCGCUUAAAGAGCUCAGCAUGAAGCCCUUGUCCGAAAAUACGGCAGAGCAGAGCAGAUAUAGCUCCUACGACACAAGGGUAGCACGGCUCCUGAGCAUCAGCUUCGACCACCUGAAGGUCAUCAACGAGCUCCGCGCCAUGUUCGGGCAGGAGACGCUCGACUCGGUGCGAAACCAAGACGAGGCACAAGCCCGGGACGAGAGGCGGCGGAAUCGACGCGGCGGGCCCCACCAGAUACAAAUGGACAUGGAGACAUUCCUGAAGGGAAGGCCCGGCGAGAAGAUACCAGAGGUGGUCUUGAGGAGGAACCCGUUUGUCCAGGGCAAGGAGCACUGGCCAAAGGCAGCCGCUGGUGGUCUGAAGAUGGAAGCUGUCACGGACGAGAGGGUCGAGCCGACCGAGUAUACCUUCACCCACGACGAGGGGUAUGGGCGGAUGGAGAUGCAGUUCUUCAGCCUGGUGGACAUGUUGGACCCCAUGCGGAUAGUGCAUUUUGUUCAGCAGAACCCGUACCAUGUCAGCGGGCUCAUCCUGACCAGCUACGUGGCCCAGCACGACCACAACGCCGCACUAGCAGGAGACCUCUGCGAGCGAGCCCUCUUCACGUUCGGCAGAGUGACGUUGUCGUCUUUCCGUAAGAAGCUGGAGCGCGGGCUGGCGCGGCUUGACUUCAGGCGGCCAGAGAACAGACAGUUCUGGCUCGCUGGGUACCACUAUAUCAAGAGCCUGAUGCAGAAGGGCACCUACGAUACGGCGCUCGAAUGGACCAAGCUCUUCCUGAGCCUCUCGCCAAAGGAUGAAUAUGCCCUAAUGAAUUUCACCCACGUGUUGGCCAUCCACGCCUACGAGGCGAAAUGGCUGAUUGCCAUCUGCGAUUCGUCAUACUUCAACAGUGACGAGUACGACUUGCCGAUGAAGGAGUAUCACAGGCAGACGUGCGUUCUGGCCAAGCUCCAGCUCGGUAAUAAGGAGGGAGCCUUGAAGGAUCUGGUCAAGGGCAUGGAGACGCUGCCCUGGCUCUAUUCGGCACUCUGCAGCGCCGUGAACAUUGACACGCCACGACCGGUCUGGGGCGUCCAGCCUCGAGACGACAAUGAUGCCCUGUACACAGAGCUCUAUAUCCACAUGGCCAAAGACCUCUGGAAGCGCGAUGGUACUGAGAUCCUGAAGGAAGCGGGCGAGGGGGCCAACAAGGUCGACCCGCACUCCCUACCUGCGGCCAAGGACAUACCCCUCAGCAUUGGGCGCUUCAUCUACCUGGACAGCACGCCGGACCUGAUGGGACUCGUGCCCCCAGGCAUGCUGCAUGCCUCACCCAACUUCGACUACGAUCCUCUGCCGCCACCCCGGGAAGAGAACAUCUUCUCCAACCAGUGGCAGAGCCAGCCGUGGCGGCGAGACGGGUCACGCAUGGAGCACUUCCGGCGGGCCGACAUGGACGCA